Messenger RNA from Erythranthe guttata (spotted monkey flower), 3155 nucleotides. It is a transcript of the gene PWP2, whose product is annotated as periodic tryptophan protein 2. The record is from RefSeq and is a predicted model, not a curated record. Lineage: Eukaryota; Viridiplantae; Streptophyta; Magnoliopsida; Lamiales; Phrymaceae. Gene Ontology annotation, cellular component: Pwp2p-containing subcomplex of 90S preribosome; small-subunit processome. Gene Ontology annotation, biological process: ribosomal small subunit assembly; maturation of SSU-rRNA from tricistronic rRNA transcript (SSU-rRNA, 5.8S rRNA, LSU-rRNA). Gene Ontology annotation, molecular function: protein binding.
GACAACUCCUCAAAAACGCGCUUCCCUUACUUCGCACUCUGGUUUAGGGUUUAAGCAAAACAAAGGCAUAAACCCCUUUUCCGCCAAAUUUCUCCAAUUAGGGUUUCUUCACGCACACAGACACACACACAAUUCCCACCAUGAAUUACAGGUUUCAAAACCUGCUAGGCGCGCCGUACCGCGGCGGAAACGCCGUCGUAGUAAACAACACUCUACUAAUCUCACCGGUCGGCAACCGCGUCGCCGUCACGGACCUCCAAAAAUCCGAAACCCUGACACUACCCUGCCAAGCCUCCACCAACCUGCGCCGCAUCGCCGCCUCGCACGACGGUGUGUUUCUCCUCACCGUCGACGAGAACAACCGCUGCCUAUUCAUAAACCUACCCCGCCGCGCGGUUCUGCACCGCAUCUCCUUCAAGCAUCCCGUCGCCGACGCGAAAUUCAGCCCCGACGGCAAGUUCAUAGCCGUCGCCGCCGGCAAACUCCUCCAGGUAUGGCGUGCCCCUGGGUUUAAAAAGGAGUUCUUCCCCUUCGAGUUGAUUAAGACCUACGCCGAUUGUAAUGAUCGGAUUACAUCUCUGGAUUGGAGCCCUGAUUCAAAUUAUUUAGUUGUUGGGUCGAAAGAUUUGACGGCCAGGCUCUUUUAUUUGAAAAAUGGGAAUGCGAAGAAGAAUAGUUACACGAAGCCGUUUCUAUUUUUGGGUCAUAGAGAUGUGAUUCUAGGUGCAUUUUUCGGGGUUAAUAAGAACACUAAUGUUGUUACGAAAGUUUAUACCUUUUCGCGCGAUGGAGCUAUUUUUAGCUGGGGUUAUAGUGACAGUGAUGGUAAAUCUAAUGAAAUAGACGGAGAUUUUUCAGAUCCAGAGUCUCCUGGUACACCAGAGCAGGGGCAGGGGCAGGAUGGGGAAGAUGGAAAUGAAGUUAAUUUGAAGAAAAGGAAAAAAAUUGACGCUAAAGAUGAUGAAAUGGAUGGAACAAACAGGCCAGCAUUGCAUAAGAUGAAAUGGGAACUGUUAAAAAAGAACUUCUGCAUGCAAGCUCCCGCAAAGUUAUCGGCAUGCGACUAUCACAAGGGGCUUGAUAUGGUGGUUGUAGGAUUCUCUAAUGGGGUGUUUGCUCUCUAUCAGAUGCCUGAUUUUGUGUGCAUUCACUUGUUAUCAAUUUCGCGAGAGAAAAUCACUACUGCUGUAUUUAAUGAUCUCGGAAAUUGGUUGACUUUUGGAUGUGCAAGGCUUGGUCAGCUGCUCGUGUGGGAGUGGAAAUCGGAGAGUUACAUUCUAAAGCAGCAGGGGCAUUAUUUCGAUGUGAACUGCCUUGCAUAUUCAUCAGAUUCGCAACUGUUGGCUACAGGAGCAGAUGAUAACAAAAUCAAGGUUUGGACUGUCUCGUCAGGCUUCUGCUUUAUAACAUUCUCUGAGCACACAAAUUCUGUUACUGCACUUCAUUUCAUAGCUGGCAAGAGUUGUCUACUGAGUGCAUCUCUGGAUGGGACUGUUCGUGCAUGGGAUUUGAUCCGCUAUCGGAACUUUAGAACCUUUGUAACCCCUACACCAAAGCAAUUUGUUUCCUUGGCCUCAGAUCAGAGCGGUGAAGUGAUAUGUGCUGGAACUCUUGAUUCAUUCGAGAUAUUUGUCUGGUCAAUGAACACAGGCCGGUUAUUAGAUGUUCUCAGCGGCCAUGAGGGUCCUGUUCACGGAUUAAUGUUUUCUCCCACUAGUGCUAUCUUGGCUUCCUCUUCUUGGGACAAAAGCGUGCGUUUGUGGGACAUUUUUGAAGGAAAAGGUGGCGUUGAAAAAUUCGAUCAUCCGCAUGAAAUUCUUACACUUGUCUACCGCCCGGAUGGCAAACAGCUGGCAUGUAGCACGCUAGAUGGGCUGAUUCAUUUCUGGGACCCAAUAGAAGGCUUGGAGAUGUUCUCAAUUGAAGGUCGUAGGGACAUUUCAGGCGGUCGUUUGAUGUCUGAUCGUAGGUCGUCUGCUAACUCCUCUGCUGGAAAGUGCUUCACAAGUUUGUCUUAUUCUGCUGAUGGUAGCUACAUAUUAGCUGGGGGAAGUAGUAAAUACAUUUGUAUGUACGAUGUUGCUGACCAGGUACUGUUGCGGAGGUUCCAAAUAACCCAGAAUCUAUCCUUAGAUGGGGUUCUUGAUUUCUUGAACUCAAAGAACAUGACCGAAGCAGGACCAUUGGAUUUGAUAGACGACCACGACAGUGACACAGAGGAAGGCGUGGAUAAACAAAUACGCGACAAAUUGGCAUACGACUUGCCAGGAUCAAUGCCCAACAAUGGAAGGCCAAUUAUCCGAACCAAGUGCUUGAGAAUUGCACCAACUGGCAGAAGCUGGGCAGCUGCAACUACAGAAGGGGUGAUGUUAUAUUCAAUGGACGAAUCUUUCAUAUUCGACCCAACUGAUCUGGACAUUGAUGUUACACCAGAGGCGGUUGAUGCAGCUCUGAAAAACGAUCAACCGAGAAUAGCUUUGAUACUCAGUCUUCGUAUGAAUGAGGAUGCAUUGAUAAAGAAGUGCAUAGUUGCUGUGGCUCCUUCUGAUAUACCAGCUGUUGCUUCGUCGGUUCCGUUUAGAUACUUGCAGAGAUUGGUUGAGGCUUUGGCGGAGCUUUUGGAGAAGUGCCCUCAUUUGGAGUUUGUAAUGCAAUGGUCCCAGGAACUAUUUAAAGCACACGGCGAUUCUAUCCAGCAGAAUUCGAGAAAACUGUCCCCUGCUAUGAAAUCCUUGCAGAAGGCAAUUACUAUGUUACAUCAAGAUUUGGCUGACACGUGCUCUUCCAACGAGUAUAUGCUUCGAUACCUAUGCUCGACGAGCAACAAGAAAUAACUGUGAUCUUAAACUCAAACACUUCGGGAUUGAAGCUGUUUUGAGGAUGAUGUCAUGCAUAACAAUUUUGAAAUUUUGACACCCCCACCACCACCACCACCACCACCACGACAAACAACUUAUGCGGCUGUGGAGGAAAAAAAGAUAGAUUAUGAGCAUUUUUUUUACUGGCAAAAGAAAAUGUAUGUGAUGAGAUGGUGUUGACAUAUUGUAUAUUUUAAAGUUAUUAUUCUCUGUGUUGUUAUUGAUUAAUGAAUUAUUGGCAUAUGCAAAAGUUUUGUUCUACAUUCUCUUUUUCUUUAUAUGAGAUUUGAUUUUUUA